Pecten maximus is the source of this 3157-nucleotide messenger RNA. Its product is annotated as isocitrate dehydrogenase [NADP] cytoplasmic-like. Gene Ontology annotation, biological process: isocitrate metabolic process. The transcript has 12 exons. The coding region runs from base 83 to 1321 and encodes 412 amino acids. The record is from RefSeq and is a predicted model, not a curated record. Gene Ontology annotation, molecular function: isocitrate dehydrogenase (NADP+) activity; NAD binding; magnesium ion binding. Gene Ontology annotation, cellular component: mitochondrion; peroxisome; cytosol. Lineage: Eukaryota; Metazoa; Mollusca; Bivalvia; Pectinida; Pectinidae.
CCAGGGUAAAGGUCAAGUCCUGUUAGCUCACGUUGAUCUGUCUACAGAAUAUUUUGUUGUAUCUGCACAACCGGCAUCGAAUAUGGGCAAAAUUAAAGGAGGACCGGUUGUGGAAAUGCAGGGAGAUGAGAUGACGCGGGUAAUUUGGGAUCUCAUCAAACAGAAACUGAUUUUGCCGUUUGUUGAUUUAGAGCUUCACACAUAUGACCUUGGCAUUGAGAACAGGGAUGCAACUGAUGAUCAAGUGACCAUAGAUGCUGCCUUUGCCAUUAAGAAAUACAAUGUGGGUAUUAAAUGUGCCACCAUUACUCCUGAUGAGAAAAGAGUGGAAGAAUUUAAACUGAAGAAAAUGUGGAAAUCUCCGAAUGGGACAAUUAGAAAUAUCCUUGGAGGAACAGUAUUCCGAGAGGCCAUCAUAUGUAACAACAUUCCCCGUCUGGUACCUGGCUGGACAAAGAGUAUUGUCAUAGGCAGACAUGCUUAUGGAGAUCAGUACAAAGCCACAGACUUUGUGGUACCUGGUCCUGGGAAACUUGAGAUGAAGUUCACACCAAGUGAUGGCGGAGAAGCAGUCAACUACACAGUGUUUGAAUUCCAAGAUGGCGGUGGUGUCUCUUUAGGAAUGUACAAUACAGAUAAGAGUAUAACAGAGUUUGCACACAGUUCAUUUGUGUUUGCCUUGGAGAAAGGCUGGCCACUUUACCUGAGCACUAAGAACACAAUCCUGAAGAAAUAUGAUGGUCGAUUCAAGGACAUCUUUCAAGACAUCUAUGACAGAGAGUACAAGUCCAAGUUUGAGGCUAAGUCCAUCUGGUAUGAACAUCGUCUGAUUGAUGACAUGGUGGCCUACGCGAUGAAGUCAGAAGGAGGCUUUGUGUGGGCCUGCAAGAACUAUGACGGAGAUGUCCAGUCGGACUCGGUUGCUCAAGGUUUCGGAUCCUUGGGUAUGAUGACUAGUGUCCUGAUUUGUCCGGACGGUAAAACAAUAGAGUCGGAGGCUGCCCAUGGAACAGUUACAAGACAUUACAGAAUGCACCAACAGGGCAAGGAGACAUCCACCAACUCUAUAGCAUCCAUAUUUGCAUGGACAAGGGGUUUAAUACAUAGAGCCAAACUGGACAAGAAUGGUAGCCUGAAACAAUUUGCUGAGAGCCUGGAGCGUGCCUGUGUGGAUACGAUAGAGUCAGGAAUUAUGACAAAGGAUUUGGCCAUUUGUAUCAAAGGAAUGAAUGGAAUUGCCCGCAAGGAUUAUCUGAACACAUUUGAAUUUAUCGACAAAGUAGCCGAGGAUCUGCAAAAGAGAAUGGGCCAAUUAAGUUGACUAGACAUGGAGGAUGAACCAGCAAGUCGACUGUGAAGUCAGUUGGAAUGUUGGCUUCAUUAGGAUUUUCAAAUUUAGGAUCCAGAUGACAACAUUUAGUUAAUGAUAUUUCCAUGUUGUGACAUGUCUUAAUGACAUGAGUAUUGGACAGAAAUCUUGAUCGGCUAAGGGAUCACCAUAACAAUCAUAGCACCUGUUUGCUUACUGGAUAAUUUUGAAUGAUGAUGCCAAAAUCAGUUAAUUCCACAAUAAUUCUGUUACUGACUUUGUUGUUUAGUUAUGUCUUUCUCUUUUUUUAGUUGAUUUUUAAAGGAAAAUUUAUGUUCUUUUGUUCUAAGUUAAUUUUCUUUACUGUAUAGAGUAAAUGUAUAAUGUUUUAAAAAAUCAAAAUGUACAAUUCGUGAUUGUUUAUGUAAUGAGUUUGCAACUACUUUGUUAUGUCAUGUCUGUAGUAGUUCUCGAUAAUUUGAGGUCUUUUUUUUUAAUGUCCAUUUCAUCUUCAAUUUCCCUUCUAACUACAGGUUGGUUAAGUUCCUAUUUACCAUGAUCACUCUGAUGGGUUGGCUGUUACUGUAGUAUCUCUCAAGUCGUAGCUAGUAUCUUGCAGAUUGACGGAUAUUCAUCUUUCCAUGAAGUUAUUUUGCCAUCAUUUCAGAAAGUGUCUAACAGAUAAGUGAGCUUUUUGCUAGUACGGUAUCGACAGAUUGGUAGGGCCUUUCCAUGAAUGUGCUGGUAGAUCUUGGAGCUUAAUCGAACUUUCUACAGAAGUCUUUGUAUAGAUAGAAGUCUUCCAACAUUUCAUAAUGUGAUAUGGGUGCUUGAUAUCAUCAGGUUGGUUAUAUUCUACAGUGCUUGUACUAAAUGGAGCAUGUAGUUGUCGUGUUCAUGGCCUGGAAGUCUGUGUGAAGUAGAAAUCUCCAUCUCUCCUGACACCAGCUUUGUAGGAUCAUAACCUAUUUAUCUUAUGGUGUUCUCAAAUUUCAGUCACUAAUUUGUUUUCGAAAUAAAAUCUACAAAGUUUUAUUCCGUUGGAUAAAGUUUUUGUAGGAUAUUUCUGUAUUUGGGUUUUAAUAUUACUAAUGUUGAGGUCAGUAAAUGUACAAUAUUUUAAUCAGAUAUUCUUUUAUACUAUUUAAACUUUUGCUGGAUAUAUUUUAUGUAAUAUUUCAUUACUUUGUAAUCUCUUACAAAUAAAUUUUAAAGAUACAAUCAAUGUUAAAAUUUUUUAACUUUACAGUUUACCCCUACACUGGUGUUACUGUUAUUUUUUAUCUACUUAUACUGUUUAAAUGUAUUCAUAAUUUACCAUUUUCAGGUUCGAGUUGAUCUCUUUUAUUAUCACAAGUUGUUUUUUUUUUUUUUUUUUUUUUCAGUCUGUUUUUGAAGUUGUACCUAUAAUGUAAUCAGUUUUAUACUUUGUAUAGGAACAAUAACUUAAGUUUAGGUGUUGGGUGAUUUAAAAUCAAAAAAGGAGAAAGUGAAUCCUAUUGUUUUGACUUGUUGCAUGAUUGUGUGUGAAUUUGAAUGUGAUUACAAUGGUGAGAAACAGGGAGAUUGUAACAACUUGGAAAAGUAGGGAAAUCACAAGAUGGUGGGUUUAUAGUAUUGCUUUGUUUUGGAGGAUGUAGUUACCAGGGUUUGAAAUGUUAUUGUAGUCUAGAUAUUAAAAAAUAUAAUUUUGAUAUUGAAUUAUAUUUUUGUUAACUUUAAAAAAAACUGUUUAUGUGCAAUCACAUGUUUUUAAUUGGUUUAAUGUGAAGAUCUAAUUUAUGGGUAAAAAUUACUAACAUUUUAAUUUGAUGUCAUGAUAAAUGGAUUAAAGAAAUUAUAUAUAUA